CAUUUCCCUCCCCUUUUGAUUCUCUCUCAGCUUCUGGAAGAAGAGCAAAGCUGUAUUUUGUGUAGAAAACGAGAGCUUGGUUUUUCCAACUGCCUCUUGUCUCCCUGGUUGUCCAGGCUCUUACUAAGAUAGCUGCUAUGCACCCAUCCCAGCUGUGAGGGCAGGCCUGCAGAGCUGCAGCACCCAAUUCCCAUCCCAGCACGAUGCCGGUGCACUACGUGACGUACAAAGGCAUUAAAUUCCCUCCAGCCUACAACUCCGUGCACAGCUUGAGUUUUGCCCACAACGAGUUCCUGGUGCGGGACGAUGACGUCUUCAACAUCACCUACCCUAAAUCUGGCACCGUGUGGAUGACUGAGAUCCUGAGCCUCAUUCGCAGCCAAGGCCACCCCAGCUGGAACCAAACUGUCCUCAAUUCUGACCGCAUGCCUUGGUUCUCAACCCGCCUGGGUCUGGAGGCAGCCCUCAGCUACCCUUCACCUCGCCUGCUGACCUGCCACCUCCCCAGGCACAUCUUUCCCAAGUCUUUCUCCCAUUCCACUGCCAAGGUUAUCUACACCCUACGGGAUCCUCGAGACGUUGUUGUCUCCUACUUCUACUUCUGCCAGAUGUGCAACAGCUAUGAGGACCCUGUGUCCUUUGAGCAGUUCUUAAGGGACUUUCUCAGUGGAGAGUUGCCCCAUGGCUCCUGGUUUGAACAUGUCCGAGGCUGGAUGGAGAUGAAGGACAGGGAGAAUUUCUUCUUCAUCACCUACGAAGAGCUGAAACAGGACCUGCAAGGCAGUGUGAGACGCCUCUGCCAUUUUCUGGGACAGAAUUUGGAUGACGAUGCUAUCUCCUCAGUAGUCCAAAACGCCUCCUUCACAGCCAUGAGGCAAAACCCUAUGUGCAGCUCCAUCUUGCUCCCUGCAGACAUCAUGGACCAGACCAAAGGCCAGUUCCUGAGGAAGGGCAUCUGUGGGGACUGGAAGAACCAUUUCACAGUGGCACAGAGUGAGACCUUCAACAGAAUCUACCAGGAGAAGAUGAGGGGUUUGGACGUGGCUUUUCCUUGGGACAGAGACCAGGAUCCAGAUUUAACUGAGACCAUCUGAGUAAUGAGUAUCUGCCAUCUAUUGGCAACAGGGGUAAUGGGUUGCUGUUGGACACAGGGAGUUGGAUCCAGGAGUACAAAUGGCUGCAACAUGUUGGGGUACAGUUUGCUGCCAAGCCAACUGUGUGCUUUAUCAUGGGUAUUUAACAGCUCAGCCUUGUCAGUGAAUGGGAAAAAUGUGCUGCAGAACAGGAACUACCUAGAGAUCAUAGCCAAGUGCAUCACAGAUAGUCAGACUUGUAAAGACUUUUUAAUGUCAAACACUAAAGAAGGACUUAGGGAUAUCAAAGAAGGGGAAGACCUUUUGUGCAUUUUGGCUCAGACACGGUUCUGUGAUGUGUGUAUCUCCAAGCCCUCACAGAGCAUACAGGGAAAUCCAGCUCUUUGUAAGUGCCAAAAUACAGCUUGUAAAAUACCCACAGCUUUACUUCCUGGACGUGCAGCCAGAGUUGCUUGGGCAUGACUCCAGCCUUUUGCAGACACCACUUGAUCUAUGCAGCCAUAGAAACUUAUCCUAUGGACAGUGAGCAGUGCCUUCCAUUUUGGUAGGACUGGCAUGUCCAUGAUGUGCAGUGUCAUAGCUAGAUGACCUGACUUAAGGAAAGACUACUAAUGCUGUUGUAGACUAACUUGCCUUUAUGGUGCACCCAUUCAGGCCAAUCACGUUCUGCUUAAUGAUCAUCCAUGUGGGGGCUUAGAAAUAAAGGACAUGUGGCACAGCAUUAGACAGUGCCUACAAAAUCAUGGUCAAAAUUGUUUUGUCUUACAUAAAGUACAGUUCAAUUACCUAGUUCAUGUGCUGAUUGCCUCAUUUAUAUGUUUGCAUUCGAGCUAUGUGUGAUGCAUUCUAUACUAAGCAUGAUAUUACUCUCCCACCAGCCUGCUAAUACUGUGGGUUUGGGCCACUGCCUUAGCUGGACUUUGUAGAAGCUGGUUAUCAAGCAGCUUGUGGGGCAACAGGCCAUGUUCGUAUCCCAAUAAAGAUGACUUAAGCGCUGUGUGGUGUCUCCAACAUCAUUCAGUGCAUAUGGCACCCACUUGGACUUUGGAGAUAUUAAAACAUUAGAUAAAGGCUAGGUACGAUGAGCUAUGGUGCAUACAAAGGUCUUCAGUACAAGACCCCAGAAAUGCUUUGCUGGCUUCAAGAAACAAAAUUUUCAGCCUCAAACCCCUUUACCAGCAGGAGAAGAGUCUAACGAAAAUGCAGCAAAUACAGGUGUUCACCUCAUGAUUGCUCUUUCUCCUCUUAACUCACUUCUAAAUGCAGAGCCCUCAUGAACACAUAAAAACUAAAAUCUGUGCUCAUGGGAAGUGUCAGGUGCUUUUAAGGUCUGCAGAGGGAGAAUGCAAGCAGAGCAUGACUCACUUGUGUCGGGUUAUAUCUCCUCAUAUACAUGGAGACCAUUGUUGGGAUAUUCCAGUUCUCCCCCAGUUCUGAUGGAGAAAGGAAUAAUGUCUCAUUUUUUAAAAUUGCAAUGCUAAUGAUACUAAAUCUGGAUCCUCAGAACACAGUGAUGAUGUUAUUAGGAGACAACACGGACGCUAAUUAUCUUUGCAGUAACUGAUCACCUGGUUAAAGAAACAGGAGGUCUUUGCUGUCCCACGUUGAUAACAAACUGAUAAUGAUGAUGCUAAAGCAGCCAAAGUCACAGCGUUCCUUGGUGUGAAUGCACUGGACAAAUCAAAUGUGUGGCUGCAGUAAAAUCAAGACACUUAGCUUUUUUUCAUGCUUUCCUGAGGAGAUGCAUCAGAGCCGGGGUCUGACCCACCUGCUUCAGCACAGGGUCCUCUGUGGGAUGCAUCAUGGAGAUCAUGAGAGACAGUGGUCACACCUGUAAUUUCCCAUUGCCACUUGAACCCAAAUAUUAGGUCAGGCAUAGAACAAAAUAGAAUAGUUCAGUAGGAAGGGACCUAAAAAGAUGAUUGGGCCCAACAGCCCAAUCUCUUCACAAUUAACUAACCACUGAAACAUACUGUUAUGGGCAUUAUCCAAAUGCUUCUCAUCAUAGUUUUGGCUGGGAAAUUUGUAUAUCCAUUUUAUGUACUAUUUCUCCAUCGAUCCUUGUACAGAGCUCUGUUCUGCAUUUUUGAUGAAAAUAGUGCUGAUUCCUUACUGGUGUUUAAGCUGCUGCUGAGCUUAUGUUUUCAUCCACCAAACUGGCAUUCUUAUCAUACAAGGAGAUCAAGUUAAUAAAAUAGGACUUCACAUGAA
This is a messenger RNA of Lagopus muta (rock ptarmigan), 3305 nucleotides long. RefSeq names its product sulfotransferase 2B1-like. Gene Ontology annotation, cellular component: cytoplasm. Gene Ontology annotation, molecular function: sulfotransferase activity. Gene Ontology annotation, biological process: sulfation. The transcript is spliced from 7 exons. The record is from RefSeq and is a predicted model, not a curated record. The coding region runs from base 204 to 1094 and encodes 296 amino acids. NCBI's taxonomy places the organism in Eukaryota, Metazoa, Chordata, Aves, Galliformes, Phasianidae.